AUGUUGGAUGAGGGCUUGUGCUGCAGAGCCUGAGCCAUGAAAGGUGCUCUGCUGCUGGUUUCCAGUGUGGGUAUCCUGCUCCCAGGUGUGGACAGCUGCCCCAAGAAAUGUUUGUGCCACCCAUCUUCAAACUCUGUGGACUGCAGUGGCCAGAGGCUGUCUAAGAUCCCCCCUGAUCUACCCCCAUGGACAAUAACCCUGCUUUUACAAGAUAACCAGAUCCACUGGCUUCCUGCUCUUGCAUUUCGGUCUGUACCUCAGCUUACCACCUUAAAUUUAUCUAAUAACUCUCUUUCAAAUCUGGCUGCAGAGGCUUUCUAUGGACUUCCGCAUUUACAGGUUUUAAAUGUAACCCAAAAUUCCCUGCUUUCCAUAGAAAGCAGCUUUGCCCAUGCCCUGCCUGGGCUCAGGGUGCUGGAUCUAUCAUCCAAUAGCCUCAGCAUCCUCCCCGCAUCUCUGGGCAGGCCUUGGGAGAACCUGACUAUGUUAGCUGUACAGCAGAACCAUCUUCUACAUCUGGAUCGUAAACUUCUAGAGGCCAUGCCAAAGGUGAGGCUGGUACUUCUUAAGGACAACCCCUGGAAAUGUGACUGCCACUUGCUGGGUCUGAAACUCUGGCUGGAGAGAUUCACUUUUGAAGGGGGAGAAACAGAUGGUGCCAUCUGCAGGCUGCCUGAACAUUGGAAGGGAAAGGAUCUCCUCUCCAUUCCUCAUGAACUAUACCAACCCUGUCCUCUACCUUCUCAAGAUUUGGCACCCCCACUAGUCCAGCAACCUGGUUCUGCCCCGCAAGAUCCCCAGAAGUCUCCUGAGAAUAGCUCGGGACAGCAAGAUCCCUUGGAGUGUGAGACCAAACCCAAAGCAAAGCCAACCAACCUACGCCAUGCUGUGGCCACUGUGGUCAUCACUGGGGUGGUAUGUGGGAUCGUAUGUCUCAUGAUGUUGGCAGCUGCUAUCUAUGGAUGUACCUAUGCAGCUAUCACAGCCCAGUACCAAGGGAGACUCUUGGCACCAACCAGGAAGUCUGAGAAGAUAGGAAGUAAGGAACCAAUGGACAUUUCACCAGCCUGA
Molecule: messenger RNA, 1071 nt
Organism: Grammomys surdaster
Lineage: Eukaryota; Metazoa; Chordata; Mammalia; Rodentia; Muridae
Gene: Lrtm1
Product: leucine rich repeats and transmembrane domains 1
Exons: 3
Biological process (GO): positive regulation of synapse assembly; regulation of presynapse assembly; axonogenesis
Cellular component (GO): membrane
Molecular function (GO): protein binding
Source: RefSeq, a predicted model, not a curated record